ACAACCUCUGCAGGGAUCAAGCAAAACGUUUCGACACUAUGGGCGGCAAUCUCUCCAUCGUUUGUGGACUCGGAGCCAGCGACAGCGACCCGCAAUUGCACUACCAGAGGAAAGACUUUGCACGGAGUUUCGACCAACCGACAAGCAGUCGCGGGCGCUCAAUUUCGUCCGCCACGGACUGCUCGGUGGCCUCCAUCUUGUCCAACCCAGAGCAACUCGUUCCGGACGCCUAUAUGCCCAAGGACAUCCAGGUUCUAUCUCAACGUCGACAGCGCAAUGGCCACCAUCACCACAUGGCGUCGCGUUCGUCCUUCGGCUUUAGCGGCAAGAACUCGUCUAGAGUCAGUAGCUCCUCUUCCAAGGGCUUGAACUCUGUGCGCUUUGCUGGUAACAACGCAGCGGAUGAAAUCCCGUCCAGUGUGAACAAGAAAUACAACUUUGGCAUCAAGACGGCGUCCUCCAGCUUCGGCUACAGCGAUGACGAACCCACGGCGAGUCGAGGUGUGGAUAGCAGUCGCCUUUCGAUGCAAGAGCUGCGAGUUAAGUGAAUGAAAGAGGGGAAUAGGACCAAGUAGGUGUAUGAAGUAGGGGUAGCAAUGUACUAGUAGCGAUAGAUAAAACCAGUGUGACGUAUGAACAGGCAAGUGUAUUUGCUAGCAAGCA
Messenger RNA from Phytophthora infestans T30-4, 663 nucleotides. RefSeq lists its product as uncharacterized. The record is from RefSeq and is a predicted model, not a curated record. Bases 39 to 548 code for a protein of 169 amino acids. NCBI's taxonomy places the organism in Eukaryota, Oomycota, Peronosporomycetes, Peronosporales, Peronosporaceae. The transcript has 2 exons.